GAUGACGAUGAGAACCACUGUUUUCAUAUCAGCACGAACCAGUGCCCCAGCAGAAUACAUUUUAAGAAAAAUUCUGGCUAAAUCUUACUUAAAAUUUGAAGGUUUCUGUGUUUUACUAUCAAAAUUCAAGAUUGACCGAGUCCAAACUCAGUCCUGACUUUGAUCUGCGUCAUUCUCAGAUUGGACAGAAUCAGCGUUUGGAAACUGAUAUAUAAAGAGCGGACCAGAAGUCUUGACCGAAUUUGAGGGCGGAUGAGUACUUUGAUGCAGAAAUUUAUUCUUUCAUCCCAAUAGCAACUUUUAAUUGUUGAAUGAAGAGGAGGACUGAUUUAUUUUCACCUGAUCGUAAAUGUUUGAAAAGAAAUGGUUAACUUCAUCAUGAUUUUGUUACAAAAGAACACCGCUUUAUCUAUGAGGCAAAGUAUAAUACAGGCAAUAUCUCACUUCUUUUAUCCCUUGUUUAACGUAUUUGAUUUUUAGCUUGCGUCAUAAUGCAUUUAAUUAUGAUGAUUACGGUAAAAAUAAUUUUUUAUGCAACUGUACAAAAGUUGGUACAUUUGGUAAAUUUUGUGAAUAUAAUUUUAUGAGUAAUCCAAGUUUUGAAGAAACAAUUGAACAUCAGUUUAGUUUAAAAUUGGAAUAUUAUUUGGGAAGUCAAUAUGUUGGGAACCGAACAUGCUACGAAACUUUAACAUGUAGUUUUGGAUUAUUAUGUCUUGAUUGGAGAAACAUAUGUGAUGGUAAACAACAAUGUAUUGAUGGUUUGGACGAAAAUAAUUGUGAAUUAUUAGAAUAUAAUGAAUGCGAACCGAAUGAAUAUCGAUGUGCAAAUGGACAAUGCAUUGAUGAAGAAUUCUUUUUAGAUGGUGAUAUAGAUUGUAUGGAUCGUUCUGAUGAACAAUAUAAAAUCUUAUCACAAUUUCAUAUUGUAUUUAACACUUGUGGAUUUAAACCAGAUUUUAAUUGCGAUGAAUUAUUAUUACCAAGAAAAGACUUUUCUUGUGGUAAUGGUGAACUCUACCCAGAUAGAGUUAUAUUUCAUAGAGAGUUACUUGACGGUGAUCAUUGUUUUAGUUUUAGGGAUAAAAAUUUUAUGUGUGAAUUAGAUAAAUAUGUACCGAUGUGGACAAUGAAUAAUGGACAGUGUGUACUCUAUGGUCGGUUAGAAGGUAAUAGUACGAAUGAUAUAUGUUUAUUUUUGAUUAAAUGCGCAUUAAACAA
Molecule: messenger RNA, 1221 nt
Organism: Rotaria sp. Silwood1
Lineage: Eukaryota; Metazoa; Rotifera; Eurotatoria; Philodinida; Philodinidae
Source: the annotation of a GenBank genome assembly